AUGUCAACUGAAGAAGUGCAAGGGGCUGUCGUUUCUCAACAUAAUGAACAUGGUGCGAGUGGACCUAUUCUUGCACCUGCCAUCAAUGGAAAUAAUGGCAACGUGGAGGCUGCACAGGCAGCACAUACGAGCCAGCAGAAUCCCAAUGUUGUUAAUGGUAAUGUUGAGGAGGUAAUCGAUCUUGGUAGGCUUAAAAGUCCUGUCUGGGGUCACUAUACCAAAGUUCGGGUUAGUGGUGUUAUCAAGGCUAAGUGCAACUACUGUAAGAAGUUUCUAGGUGGAGAAUCUAACAAUGGCAUUACUCAUUUAAAGAAUCACACAAAAAUCUAUGUUCAAAAGAAAAUUAAAGAUGGUAGUCAAAAGAUCCUUGGCCCUCAUUAUUUGGCUCAAGGAAAAGAAGACAUGGUUGCUACUGCUUUCAACUCAGAAUUUUCGAAAAGGGAGCUUGCAAUUGCUAUUACUAUGCAUGAGUAUCCUCUUUCAAUUGUUGAGCAUUUGUAUUUCAAGAGGUUCGUGUGCUCUCUGCAGCCAUUGUUCACUGUACCAUGUAGGAACACUAUGAAAAAAGAGGUGUUUAAGAUUUUUGAUACAGAAAGGGGUAAGAUUCAAACUGUGCUUGAUAACAAUAAAGGUAGAAUAGCAAUAACUACCGAUAUGUGGACUGCCACAACUCAAAAGAAGGGAUACAUGGUUGUUACUGCUCACUAUAUCAACAACUCUUGGGUGCUUAGGAGCCACAUGCUUAGGUAA
Messenger RNA from Linum tenue, 750 nucleotides. NCBI's taxonomy places the organism in Eukaryota, Viridiplantae, Streptophyta, Magnoliopsida, Malpighiales, Linaceae. The record is from the annotation of a GenBank genome assembly.